Molecule: messenger RNA, 787 nt
Organism: Ceratotherium simum simum (southern white rhinoceros)
Lineage: Eukaryota; Metazoa; Chordata; Mammalia; Perissodactyla; Rhinocerotidae
Source: RefSeq, a predicted model, not a curated record
GGUGUGGCCCGAGGUAUAAAGGGCGCCGUGAGCCAGCCGCCACCAGGUCUGCCACCAGGUCUGCCACCAGGUGCACCCCAGGACCGCUGCCAGGUGUGCCGGCCGCUCUGAGCCCAGCCGCUGUGAUGCAGAUCCUCCCUGGCCUCCUGCUUCUGCUCUGGCUGCCCGCCAGCCUGGCCCGCCAUGGCCCCCCACUCUGGGGGGGUCUCCACACCCACGGGACUCCACGCUGCUACUCGGCGGAAGAGCUGUCCCUGGGCCAGGUCCCCCCACACCUGCUGGCUCGAGCUGCCAAGUGGGAACAGGCUUUGCCAGUAGCCCUGGUGUCCAGCCUGGAGGCGGCAUCUCGCAGGAGGCGGCAGGAGAGGCCUCCGACUGGGACCCAGUGCCCGGUGCUGGGGCCCGAGGAAGUACUGGAAGCAGACAUCCACCAGCGCUCCAUCUCGCCCUGGAGAUACCGCGUGGACACGGACGAGAGCCGCUACCCGCAGAAGCUGGCCUUCGCGGAGUGCCUGUGCAAGGGCUGCAUCAGCACCAAGACGGGCCGUGAGACGGCCGCGCUCAACUCCGUGCCGUUGCACCAGAGCCUGCUUGUACUGCGCCGCCAGCCCUGCGCCCCGGACGCCUCGGGGGAGCCCGCGCCCGGCGCCUUCGCCUUCCAUGUGGAGUUCAUCCGCGUGCCCAUCGGCUGCACCUGCGUCCUGCCCAGGACGGCCCGGUGACUGCCGGCCCCCGCUGGCCCCACUGUGCUGGGGGGCACGGACGGCAUCCCACAGUGGACAGUCGG